GACGACCGGCUGGCCGACCACAAACAAAAAAACUCGGACCUGCGGCGGCCGCAGUCGCCGGCGUGCACGCCAGUCUUGGCAUCACAAACUGUCAACUUGGCAUCACACACUCCCUCUUCUUCAACAGCAGCAGCGAUGCUCACCACAACACUCGCACUCGCGGUGCUCGCCUCGCGCGCGGCGGCGCAAGCCUCCCCGUCACCGACAUACUCCCCACCCCCAGCGUCGUCGGGCACAACCGCCAGCCCGGCGGGCUCGCCCAACGCCCAGUGGUCGACAGUGCUGGGCAACACGCUGUGGUUCUACGACGCACAGCGCAGCGGCCGCCUCGGCGCCGGCGCGUACGGGAACCGCGUGCCAUGGCGCAACGACUCGUCGUUGCAGGACGGCGCCGACUGGAACCUCGACCUCACGGGCGGGUGGUACGACGCGGGCGACUACAUCAAAGCGACGUUUCCCCUCGGCUACACCAUGUUCUCCCUCGCGUGGGGCGCACUGUCCUACGGGCCGGGGUAUGACGCUGCCCACCAGACGCCAUACCUCGACGGCACGCUGCGGUGGGGGUACGACUGGCUGAUGAAGGCGCACCCUUCCGACGACGUGCUCUUCGUCCAGGUUGGCGGCAACGACGCAGACCUCGCAUACUGGGGCGGCGACCAGAACAUCCCCCAGCCGCGCCAGGGAUACCCCGUCAACGCGAGCCACCCGGGCACUGACGCGUGGGCGUCGACCGCGGCCGCGUUCGCGCUCGGCUCGCUGGCGUACUCUGGCAGCCAGUGGAACACCUCUGGCUCGGCACACGCGCCGGCGUCGCUUGCCAACGGCACGUACGCUGGCCUCCUCCUCCAGCACGCCGAGUCGCUGUACAAGACGGCAAAGGGCACCACCCCGCUCGCGACUUACUCCCAGUCCGUGCCGCAGAUCAAGGCCGCCUACUCGAGCUCAGGAUAUGGCGACGACCUGACAAUCGCGGCGCUCGCGCUUGCUGCUGCGACCAACUCGUCGGGAUACUACCAGGACGCGUACAACUACUACCAGCAGUACGCGCUCAGCGGCAAGCGUCAGGUGUGGAACUGGGACUCGCGCUCGCCGGCUGCCUUUGUGCUGUUCGCUGAGAUCGCCAACGCGCGCCCCGGUAUCGCACAGGCUGCGGGUCUUUCGACCAACCUUACCGGAUGGCAGACGGAGACCGAGGCAUACCUCGACAGCAUUGUCAACGGCAAGCAGGGCUACCUCACCAAGGGCGGCCUGCUGUACUACCCCGGCGACUCGGACGAGGCGUCGCUCAACCCCGCCGUUGCCGCCGCGACCCUCAUGCUGCGCUACGCGCCGCUCGCGUCCUCGUCGGACAAGGCGGCGGCGUACAACAGCUUUGCAAAGGGCCAGAUCGACUACCUCCUCGGCAACAACCCCAUGUCGCGCGUGUACAUUGUCGGCCAGCACCCCAACUCGCCCGAGAACCCGCACUCGGCCCUCGCUGCGGGCGGCACUAACCUCAACAACAUCCGCAACGACCCCCCGACCGAGGCGUACUUGCUCUACGGCGCCAUGCCCGGCGGCCCGCUCAAGAGCGACAAGUUCUGGGACUACCGCGACGACUGGGUCCAGACUGAGAUUGCCCUCGACUACAACUCGAACCUGCCUGGCAUUGCCGCGUUCCAGAUCGUCAACGGCUCAGCCGACCCGUACUAUGUCAGCCUUGCCGCCAACUCGUUCACCACGCCCGGCGGCAAGCCGUGCGACGCCGCCCUCCCGUGCGGCAGCAGCCUCUCGGGCGGUGCCAAGGCCGGUAUCGCCAUUGGGGUCAUCGUCGGUGUCGCGCUCAUCGUCGCGGCCCUCGCCUUCUGGCAGCGCGAGCGUAUCCGUCGCUGGCGCAGGGGACAGCGCUUCUCUGCCAAGUAAGACGGGUCGUUUGUGUAGAAUAGUCGUCGGUUGUCGCACAUAGUAUCAUUCAGACAUUACAGGACUUUGAUGCAUUACAUACAGAGUGAGGUGGUGGGAAUGUGUGUGCAGGAAGUGUGGUGCUUGCGGAGUGAGCCUUGCGAAUGAAUGAGGAUGAGAGUCGCUUGCCGAAUGCGGUUUGCUAGCUGGUGGUCGUGGUCUGGGCGACACCCCAGCCCUCGACACGCUUGUCGCCCGCCCAAACGGUAUGUCCGGAUGGCUUGGUCUCCAGCGGCGCGGCCUUGGGCGCAGCACCGUCUCCCAUCUCGACGUCCCCAUCGGCAGCAGCGGCGGUGGCGGCGGCAGCAGGCUCUGCGGCCUUCGGAGGCACCAUCUCGCGCUGGUGGAACGGUGCGCGGACGCGGCGCAUCUUGGCCCUACACUUCGCGCGCACCGGGCCGUCGACGCCGUCCUCAGGCGGGACGCCAGGCGGGGCAGGGAUGGCCGAGUGCGCCGAGCACGCGAGACAAGUGACUGUCGUGACGUUGCCGUGCGUCUUGCUCG
This is a messenger RNA of Vanrija pseudolonga, 2445 nucleotides long. Its product is annotated as Endoglucanase E-4. NCBI's taxonomy places the organism in Eukaryota, Fungi, Basidiomycota, Tremellomycetes, Trichosporonales, Trichosporonaceae. Bases 136 to 1902 code for a protein of 588 amino acids. Gene Ontology annotation, biological process: carbohydrate metabolic process. The transcript has 2 exons. Gene Ontology annotation, molecular function: hydrolase activity, hydrolyzing O-glycosyl compounds. The record is from RefSeq and is a predicted model, not a curated record.